This is a messenger RNA of Oncorhynchus nerka (sockeye salmon), 2166 nucleotides long. RefSeq names its product C-C chemokine receptor type 1-like. Gene Ontology annotation, biological process: positive regulation of cytosolic calcium ion concentration; cell chemotaxis; immune response. Gene Ontology annotation, cellular component: external side of plasma membrane; membrane. The transcript has 4 exons. The coding region runs from base 566 to 1768 and encodes 400 amino acids. NCBI's taxonomy places the organism in Eukaryota, Metazoa, Chordata, Actinopteri, Salmoniformes, Salmonidae. Gene Ontology annotation, molecular function: C-C chemokine binding; C-C chemokine receptor activity. The record is from RefSeq and is a predicted model, not a curated record.
AAGUAUAUCAGCAGUCACCAUAUUUUGACAAUUGAAUGCUAGCAAUGAAGCUAGACUAAUGCAUCUCUCAGUCAUGACACAAAAUUGGUUCCGUCUUCAGCUAACCACUUCUCAGUAAAGUUAGUUGCCUGAGCACCACUAUGAGUUUGCAUCAUCUACAGGAUAUCCUGCUUGGUGGUGAACAUGUCUGCAGCACAGAUCAAGCUUUUAGGAGUAGUGGCACUCCUCUGUUCAAAUAAGAUAAUACAUUAAUGAUCUUGAAAAAGGGUCCACAGUGUUCAAUAAACUAAACCAAGCAUUCCAAGCAUUCAUGAUGCACAGGGGAUGUGCAGGUACAUAUGCAUGCCAUUUGGACUUAAAUCUGAACUCAGCUAUGCAGUAUAGUUUGGCCACAUCUAUCCGCCCACACCACCCCCCACCCCUGCCAAAGACAUCUGUUGGAGAAAAAAAACUGCAGAUAUAGGUUCCCUUGCUCUUGACCUUGUUAAGAGUCACUACAGCCCCCAGAACUACUGUCACAUCAGAGUGUCACACCCAGAGAGACAACUCAACCCAGUUUGACAGAAUGAAUAUCACUGGAUUUCCUGUUCACACCACGACAGGGGGGAACAUCACAACCAUUCCCUUCAACUCUGUGAGUGUUGAGAAUGGGAAUUCAUCCAGUUACUCAUAUGAGAACUCAUCCAGUUAUGCAUAUGAGAACUCAUCCAGUUAUGCAUAUGGCACACAUUUUGCAGACACAUUUGAAGUAACCACAUACGACUAUGGUGACUAUGAUGAUGGCGUUUGCAAGUACAAGGCACACGGAGCCAGCUUCCUGCCAGUGCUGUACUCUCUCUUCUUCAUCCUGGGGUUUCUGGGGAACGUUCUGGUCCUGUGGGUCAUCCUGCUGGGGGUGAAACUACGCAACAUGACCGACGUGUGUCUCCUGAACCUGGCCUUGGCAGACCUGCUCCUGGUCUGCACCUUGCCUUUCCUGGCACACCACGCUACAGAUCAGUGGGUGUUUGGUGAUGUCAUGUGCAAAGUGGUCCUCGGCGCCUACCACAUUGGCUUCUACAGUGGCAUCUUCUUCAUCACCCUGAUGAGUGUGGACAGGUACCUGGCCAUAGUCCAUGCUGUGUACGCCAUGAGAGCUAGAACACGGAAGUACGGGGCCAUCGCUGCCGUCGUGACCUGGCUGGCUGGAUUCCUGGCCUCGUUUCCUGAGGCACUGUUUCUUAAAGUGGAGAAACACAACGAGAAAGAAAAUUGUCGCCCUGUCUAUGAUGACAGGGCUUUGGUCAUUUUUGGCCUUUUCAAAAUGAACACACUUGGUCUGCUAAUCCCCCUCGUCAUCAUGGGGUUCUGCUACACACAGAUAGUGAGAAGGCUGCUCAGUCGCCCAUCCUCCAAAAAGCAGGCCAUCAGACUCAUUCUCAUUGUGGUUGUGGUGUUUUUCUGCUGCUGGACUCCGUACAACAUGACGUCAUUUUUCAAGGCCUUGGAGUUAAGUGAGGUCUACUCAAGCUGUGAGAGUAGCAAAGCCAUCAGACUCACUCUACAGAUCACAGAGGCCAUGGCCUACUCCCAUAGCUGCCUGAAUCCCAUCCUCUAUGUGUUUCUGGGGCAGAAGUUUAGAAGGCAUCUCAUAAGACUGAUUAACAAGGUUCCCUGCAGGCUGUGUCAGUUCAUGAAGAACUACCUGCCCCUGGACUUCAGAGCCUCGAGGACAGGAUCUGUCUACUCACAGACCACCAGCGUGGAUGAGAGGUCUACUGCCGUGUGAACAGCAACUUAACUGCAAAGACAAAUACAUCUAACAUCACAUAUACUGUUCAUUACAAAACAUAUGUAAAUACCAAAUCCAGUGUCAAAUACAAUCAUCUGAAAAUAAUAAAGUACUGAUUCAGGUGCAUGGCAAAGUCAGGAAAUUGUCACUCAUCUCAGAGUUUCACACCAGAGGGUUGAUUUUUACAGAAAUCAACCCAAUCAAUAUAAAUUCCACAAACCAUUUAAUUUCCCUUUGUAUAGUAUUUUCUCUAGUACAGUAUAUCUAUUUGAAUAUCUUUGGCACAUUUUGCAAUGUCAUCAUUUUCUUAUAAAAUGUAUUGUAAAUCUGCUAGCACAUGUCAAUACAGUGAUACUUUUUGAUUCUAUGUAAAUAAAUCUAUUACAGUAACUUCA